AUGAAGAUUGAAAUGCAAAAUCAAACGUCAGAACUUACCAACACAUUGCUCGUAAAAAUGGAAGAAAAAUUAAAACCCGUUGUAGAAGAAAACCAUAUACUUAAACUUAAAGUAGAAAAGCUGGAAAAGAAGGUGGAGUCUCUAGAGCGAGAAAAGAAGAAAGACUACUCUAAGGAAACGUUAGAAAUUAGGAAGUCACUGCAACCCCAACUAAUGCAAGAAAGACAAAAAGGAAACUUGGCUUACAUAAAGUACGAUAAACUCAUAGUAAAACAAAAUUCAAAAGUCAUAGAUAAAAGGAAGAGAGGAAAAUCAACAUCACCACAAGUCGAAGCAAAGCCAAAGAAGCAACAAAUGCCAAGCACAUCAAAAAAUAAACUAACAUACAUGCUACAAAAAAUAAAAAUUGACAUACUUGGACUGGCGGAAGUGAGAAGAAUGGGCUAUGUAAUCGAAGAACAUGAGAACUAUAUUUUCUGUUAUAAAGGCGAAACACUUGGCUUAUAUGGAGUCGGCUUUUUAAUAAAAAAAGAAUAUAAAGACAAUAUUGUAAGCUUCACAGCGCUCUCAGACCGUGUUGCACUAUUAAAUAUUAAAUACAACAAUCAAAUGCUUACAAUAAUACAAGUAUACGCACCUACUGAAAAGGCCACCGAUGAAGAAAUCAACUUAUUCUAUGAAACUUUGCAAGUAGCCCAAAGCCAGGCAGCUGACCAAGUACUCGUUAUCGGUGAUUUUAAUGCCAAAAUCGGCAAACCUACCAUGGAAGACAGCGAUAACAUUGUUCUUGGAAAAUUCGGCUAUGGAAUCAGAAACGAAAGGGGAGAGAAACUUAUACAACACGCACUCGAGCAUAAACUUACAAUUAUGAACUCCUUCUUUAAAAGUCGAAAUAACCGCAAAUGGACUUGGCUAUCACCAUGUGGUAACAUUAAAAAUGAAAUUGAUUUUAUACUGUCGAAUCAACCCGCAAGGAUUAGGAACGUAGAAGUUUUACACGGCCUUGGAUUCCGGUCUGAUCAUCGCUUAGUUAGAGCUACGUAUAUUCUAGACCUAAGAAAAAAGAGCAGAAUAGAUUUCAAAGCGCAACCUAAACCACUUAAAACGAACGAAGAUAUAUCACUAUACUUGGAAAACUUAGAGACUAACAUACUUAAAAUAGAAACACAAAAAGAAGAACAUAUUCCAACCUUUUACGAUAAAUUAGUUGACGCUAUCAUUGUCAGCCUUGCACGCAGAUCUGAAAAUAAAAAAUUAAAAACUACCAACGAAAUACUUAGCGAAUCUACUAGAGCUCUUCUCACAAGACGAACCGAACUUUUAAAAAUGAAGCAAAAGUCUAAAGAAAUGAAGAAAGAACUAAGCACAUUAUUUAAAACUACAAGUAGAGCUAUUAACAAAGAUUACAAAGACCAUAGACACCGAAUAAUUGAGAAUAAUCUAAACACACACAGAAGCACAAAAAAAGCCUACAAGAAAUUAACAACCCACAAAACCUGGAUCCCAAACAUAAAAUCGACAUGUGAAGUAACAAAAACUAGAAAAGAUAUCUUGAACUGUGCUACAGAUUUUUACAAAAAAUUAUACACAAAAUCCAACUCUACUACCAAUACAAUUGAUGUAGCAACAGCGACUUCCCAAAGUAAUAACGAUGUGCCAUUAGUGAACGAAGAGGAAGUCAUCAAGCACAUUAAAAAACUAAAACCAGACAAAAGUCCAGGUCCAGACGGUCUACAAAAUGAGGCACUUAAAGCUGGCGCCACCCUAUUAGCUCGCCCACUUACUUACUUGUUUAACAUGGUUCUGAAAACUGGUCAGGUGCCAGUGCAAUAUUUCGUAAGUGUAUACAAACUGUUCGCGUCAAUUCUGCAAAGCCGGCUAGCUCCGAAAAUCGAUAACUACCAGCCUGUAGAACAAGCAGGCUUUCGUUCAGGUUUCUCAACUACAGACCAUAUGCACGUAUUACAACAAGUGAUGGAGAAAUACCAGGAGUUCAACCGCCCACUAUACAUUGCAUUCAUCGAUUAUGCCAUAUCACAUGAUUCUAUUUGGGAAUCACUAAGCAAGUGUAACAUAAACGAAAACUACGUAAAGGUCCUGAAAAAUAUUUAUCAGGGUUGUGUGAGUCAGGUGAAACUAGAGUCUCGAGGUCCGGAUAUAUCGAUUUGCAGAGGAGUAAGGCAAGGCGACCCGCUUUCACCAAAGUUAUUCAUAAUGGUACUACAAAACAUUUUUAACAAUCUUAACUGGCAGUCCGAUGGCAUAAGAGUUAACAGAGCUCAACUUACACACCUCAGAUUCGCAGACGAUAUUGUGCUGUUCGCUGAAACAAGUAAGGGAUUAGACAAAAUGAUAAACAACCUUAAUGAAGAAAGUGAAAGAGUAGGUCUUAAAAUGAACGAGGACAAAACAAAAAUACUGACGAACAGCCACAGACAUGCUAUAUUCCUAAAUGAGAAGCCACUUGAAUAUGUCAGCAAUUACAUCUACCUGGGCAAACAACUAUCCUUCGAAGACAAAAGCGAAGAACUAGAGGUAGUGCGGCGAACUAAUAUAAGCUGGAAAAAGUUCUGGUCCUUAAAGGAAGUUUUAAAAGGCGAAUUUCCGCUUCAUCUAAAAAAAAUUGUAUUGGACACAUGUGUCUUACCUACCCUUACAUAUGGUUGCCAAACGUGGACAUACAGCUCAAAAAUAAAAAGUAAAUUAGUAGCAUGCCAGAAAGCAAUGGAAAGGAGUAUACUUAAAAUAAGAAAAAUACAAAAAGUAAAAAGUGAAAAAAUAAGACGAAAGACGAAAAUCAUUGACGCUUUACAAUUUGCACUAAAACAGAAAUGGCAAUGGGCGGGACAUGUAGCAAGAUGCACGGAUAAAAGAUGGACACUGGAGACAACUAUAUGGAAAGGGCCGAAGGGAAAAAGAAAUGUAGGACGCCCUAAAAAAAGGUGGAUAGAAGAUAUAAAAAAUAUAGCAGGAAACGACUGGAGAACAAAGGCAAUGGACAGAGAUACCUGGAAAAAGCUGAAGGAGGCCUAUACCCGAGAAGGGGUUCCAAUCAAUGGUUCUGAUAGAUAA
This is a messenger RNA of Colias croceus (clouded yellow), 3072 nucleotides long. RefSeq lists its product as uncharacterized. The transcript is spliced from 4 exons. The record is from RefSeq and is a predicted model, not a curated record. Gene Ontology annotation, molecular function: catalytic activity. NCBI's taxonomy places the organism in Eukaryota, Metazoa, Arthropoda, Insecta, Lepidoptera, Pieridae. The coding region runs from base 1 to 3072 and encodes 1023 amino acids.